Molecule: messenger RNA, 1376 nt
Organism: Ilyonectria robusta
Lineage: Eukaryota; Fungi; Ascomycota; Sordariomycetes; Hypocreales; Nectriaceae
Exons: 6
Coding region: 215-1282 (355 amino acids)
Source: RefSeq, a predicted model, not a curated record
AUCACUGCAUUGAUCCUUAUCCAUUUGAUCGAAUAGUCCGUAACGGAUCCAACAGUAUUUAUGACCUCUUUCUCGGUCCACACGGCCAGCUCAUGGUGCUUGGCACGAUUGACUCCGCGCUCAACCCACCACCUCAGGACCCUCGGGUAGCAAUAUUCGAACGCCCUGGCUUCACUCUCCGGAUUGACCGCUCAUCUGGGCGACCGCAGGGCUAAUGCUGAGCCAUGGCCCCGGCCCGGUCGCAGUUAUUGCGUCAGAAUGGAUUCUCAUCAGCAUCACCGCUGUCGUCAUCAGUCUUCGGCUCAACCUACGGCUUAGAAUCCAACGGGAGAAACUAUUGAUGAACGAUAUUCUCAUGUGCGCUGCGUGGUUAGCUGCCUGUGUGACUUCCGGAUUUGACAUCAAGUUUGCACGACUUGGCGCGCUUGACCCAAUUGUCACUACGACCUUGGCAGGCUUCAAAGGCACUACUGAACAAAAACAGUUAAUACUGAAGCUGUACUGGAUCGGAAGCUUUACUUUCUUUACAGCUGCUUACCUGUGCAAGGGAACACUUCUAGCUCUGUACCUUCAAGUGUUUCCUCACUUCAUGGUGAAACAGAGAUUAUUCAUCUGGAUGACAGUCAUCGUGGCUGUUCUCUCAUUCCUAAGUAGUGUUCUUACAAUGAUCUUUGUUUGUCGCCCGAUCAAGUCGUAUUGGUCUGUCGACCCUGCAACUGUAUGCCCUUAUUCAGCGUAUGCGUUGGCUUUUGAGUUGACUUGGGCUUUGCAUUUUGCUGGAGAUGUGUUAAUCUUUGCUAUCCCAUGGUUAAUUAUCCCUGGGCUACAGCUAAAAGGAACGCUUAGAAUUUGUCUAUAUUUCAUCUUUUUCCUUGGUAUUAUUAACAUCGCAUUCUGCGUUCUCCGAUUUACUGCAAUUGAAACUGCAAAUGGCGACGCCAAUGCCUCUCCUCUCAGUUUAUUUGAGCUGUGGUGCAGUCUUGACAGCAAUAUCUCACUCUUGGUAGCCUCCCUGCCGUCUCUCGGGUCUUACUUUCGGACAAAGCGCGGUGCUGAGCAUGACCCUUAUUCGAAUAUAUAUACCAACUCGACAAGCACGAGACCGGUUGAGGCAGGAUUUGAAGUCGUUACCGCCCCAUACCCAGUAUCAUACGGGGAUCGACAUUAUGGAUCUCACAGCUUGUCCAACUUGAAUACGGUCGAUCAAAAUUCACGGGAAUGUGGAAAGAAAAGAAAUGCCAGUGAUAUUGAGUUGGUUCAGGCGAGGUUACCAAGGAGUUAAGGUUGCGAGUCACUAGGGUUGCAAGGUUAGGAAGGGGAGUGGAUAAAGGCAGAGAAAUUAGAUACUAUAUCUACUUCAUUUAUCUCAAGCCAAC